Molecule: messenger RNA, 2382 nt
Organism: Metarhizium album ARSEF 1941
Lineage: Eukaryota; Fungi; Ascomycota; Sordariomycetes; Hypocreales; Clavicipitaceae
Product: 1-phosphatidylinositol-4,5-bisphosphate phosphodiesterase 1
Exons: 4
Coding region: 1-2382 (793 amino acids)
Biological process (GO): phosphatidylinositol-mediated signaling; lipid metabolic process
Molecular function (GO): phosphatidylinositol-4,5-bisphosphate phospholipase C activity
Source: RefSeq, a predicted model, not a curated record
AUGGCUUUUCUUUGCGGGUUUCCGCCGCGUCGCCGUUUCUUAAGCCGCAAGCGUGACGAUCCGGAUUUUCCAAAGCGAUCUCGAACAAUAUCCAUUUUCGGAAGCUCAAAUAAGAAUGCACGUCAAGCGCUGCGCAGCUUGGUCGGAGUCUCAACGUUAAUACCACCUGAUAAAUCAGCGCCACUGUCACCAAACGACCCAAUCGAAAUCAAGACGCCUAUUGGCAACAGGUUCCACGAUAUAGUUGAUGAGCUCUACGAUGGAUUGAAGGGGGACGAAGAUUUAUUAUCAAGGGAGAAGCUCUACGUCUUCCUCAAAGACGUUCAGUGCGAGCCCAUUAUUAAGAAUCUCGACAAGGAGCAGUAUACAGCGGGCGAAUUCCGUCGCGUGUUGGUGGAAGGCUAUGACGUGAAUGCAAUUGGGCCGCCUCCAGAGAAGGAUCUCUCGAGACCUCUGACCAAUUAUUUCAUCAGCAGUAGCCAUAAUACAUACCUGGAUGGUAAUCAACUUUCAUCGACCAGUACUCCAGAAGCCUACAGAAACGUUCUCUCUCGAGAUUGCCGCUGUAUCGAGAUCGAUGUCUGGAAUGGAAACCCUUCUCCAAGUCGAGAGAGAUCAAAAUCCCCUGUUGGAGGACACAGUAGAGGUCCAUCCAGGACGACCCUGACCAACGUAGCUCCUGUAACUGCACCGGGGAACGUGGAUCAAAAGGUCAAGGUGGCGGUCAACCAUCUUCUAGGAGAAAAGUCUUCUCUUCACUCACGAAGCCCGAGUGCGCACAGCCGCACUGUGGUGGAAGACUUAUCCCCAAGGACAAGCCUUCUGAACCUAUCAGAUACGAAGGAGUCAAAUGAUAGACUAGAGGUCUUCCAGGCGCAUUCUCCAAGAUCUCCUCGACAACUUCAACCGCACCAAUCGCCCCGGCAACCUCGACAGCACAGUCCUCCUCGAGGCGAACCAAUUGUGACCCACGGACACACCUUGACAGUUCCCUGCGGUUUUAGAGAAGUAUGUAAGGCUAUUAAGGAGUCCGCAUUUGAGAACAAUGACUUGCCAGUCAUCAUUAGCUUGGAGGUCCACGCGGAUCAUGAACAACAAGAGGUGAUGGUGAGGAUCAUGAAAGAGGAGUGGCAAGGCUUCCUUGUGACUGAGGCACACGAAGAUUUUGAUCCAAGAUUCCGUCUUCCCAAAUUGCAGGACCUGAAACGCAAAAUUUUGGUCAAGGUGAAGAAAGCUACCGUCACAAUGGAGCCAGUUAGUUCUCAGAAUCCGUUAGACAGCGCAGCGCAGGUCGUCUCUCAAACCACUUCGCUGACCGCCUCGCAAGUCACCGGGAAUAACAUGACAAAGUGCUCCUCCCAAAGCACUUGGGAAAACGCACCCGAUCGACUUGUCGCAGGUCCAGGAGACUCAGAUACAAUCUCAUCAGAAAACAAUGCAAGCCACAACUAUUUCUCGGAGACGCCAGCAAAACGCGCCUCUGCGACAGCCGUUCCAGUUGCAUCCCCUGACAAGGUCAACACGGGCCGCAUAUGCCAAAGCUUGGGUGAUUUGGCAGUAUACACGCGAAGCGAACACUUCAGGACCUUUGAAGCAAAGGAAGCAAAGCGGCCUGCCCAUGUAUUCUCGAUUAGCGAGAAGCGUAUCCUAGAGCUUUAUCAGAGACACCGACGCGAUGUGUUCUCACACAACAAGAAUUAUUUCAUGAGGGCCUAUCCCGAUAAGAUGCGAUGGGACAGUUCCAACCCUGACCCCAGCCUGUUUUGGAGACGCGGAGUACAAAUGGUGGCCAUGAAUUGGCAAAAGACGGAUACGGGCAUGAUGAUCAACGAAGGCAUGUUUGCAGGCGAGAAUGGCUGGGUCCUCAAACCUCCUGGAUACCAAAGCUCGGACAAGUCGUCUGAAUCCCACGACGAGGCAACGCCUGGACGCACAUUAAACCUUCGCCUCACCAUAUUCGCAGGUCAAAAUAUUCCCACGCAAAGCGACGAUUCGGGGGACGAACCCAGAAGCGGAAGCGCCAUUCGUCCCUACGUCAAGGUCACGCUUCAUGUAGAGAAGUCUGAGCUGGCCACGGGCAAGGAAAUAAACGAAAGCAACUACAAGAAGAGAACAGGUGCAGGGGCAACGAAUAACCCCAAGUUCCCCGAGUCUAGGAGACAGCUUGAAUUCGCCGGCAUAACCAACGUCGUCCCUGAGCUCAGUUUCGUCCGUUUCCGGAUCGGUGACGAUACCCGCUUGAGCACAUCAAUACUGGCAUGGGCAUGUAUCCGUCUCGACCGUCUCCGGCCGGGAUACCGCUACAUUCCGCUGAUGGACAUGGAAGGCACUCCUAUACCCCACGGGGCACUAUAUGUCAAAAUCGAGAAAUCCACGGUAUAA